UUGAGCCGCUGGAGAAGCAGCGGAGGGGUCGCGUUCUUCUCCUUCUCCUCCUCCUCUUCCUCCUCCACUAUGGAGGCGAGUUCCACUCUUCCACACGCAUGGGACUAACCAGCGGGACUUUACCGGUUGAAGUUACCUGUUCCGAUGUUCCCCGCAGCCCGGCCAGCGCUCCCACAGCCCUCCUAAGGAGGAAUGCCAGCUCCUGAGCAGAGCCCAGUGACGGAGGAGGGGCUUCUGCUGACCAUCCGCGACAGUUCAACUGGCCGCAACAUGGAGGCUGACAACACAGCCAACAACAUACUGGCCUCUGUCAAGGAGCAGGAGCUCCAGUUUGAGCGGCUAACCAGGGAGCUGGAAGUGGAGAGGCAGAUUGUGGCCAAUCAGCUGGAAAGAUGCAGACUUGGGGCCGAGUCGCCAGGUGAUGGUAGCAGCAGCUCCUCUGAGAAGUCCCUGCCCUGGAGAAAUGCAGAUGCCUCCGCCUCCGGGGACACAAAGUCUCGGGUGACUGACAGUUCCCAGUCGCCCAGCUACCGCAUCAGGACUGAGUCAGAGCAGGUGUCUCUGUAUUCCCCGGAGCAGUCCUCCCCCCAUGAAAGUGAGGGGUCCGCAGUGAAUUCACGCAGCUCCACUCAGAUUAACUCGUACUCGGACAGUGGCUACCAGGAUGCCAGCAGUGGCUAUUUCAGUGGCCAGAACCCAGGCAAGGCUGAGCUGAGGAUGCAGCACUCCUUCCCUGGCGCUGGCACCCUGAUGAGGAACGCCAGGGCUGAAGGCCAGGCUUCCACCCAGGUUCCAGCAGUCCAAACAGUAGUGCCUGGCCGUGCGAUGCGGAGGGUGAGCUCGGUGCCUUCUCGCUCUCACUCGCCAGCCUACGCCAGCAGUAUCUCCCCCUCCCGCGGCUCCCUGCGCACCUCACCCGGCAGUGCCUAUGGCUCACCCAUUGUAACUGAACCCAAACCCCUCUCCAGCAUCUUCUCCACAACCUUGCCCUCUGCCCAGCGCAUCAAUGCCACUACAGCCUGCGGUGGAAGCAGCUCACCCUACUCGACCCAGAAAAACUCCCCUGCUGCACUGCGACGCGUGGGCUCCACAAACUCGCGGUCGGGCAGCGCUAGCCACAACACCUCGCCCUAUCAGGCGUCCGCAGGGUCCUCGUCAGGCCGCAUGGGCUCGCCUCUCACGAUGAUGGACAACAUUAACCCUCCGCUAAACAAGCAGCCCACCCACUCGUCGUCUCCAGUCAGGGCUACUAUGACCGCUGUGCCCCAGCACUACAGCUCCACCCUUCCCCGCUCCAUGCUCCACAGCACUGACCCCUAUGGACCCCAGAGUUACGACAUUUACGAGAGGAUGACGCGACCUGACAGCCUCACAGAUGCCCUCGUUGAUGACCCCAUCCAAGGAAUACGGAGCUCCUACGCCAGUCAACACAGCCAGCUGGGUCAGGACUUAAGGUCCGCCAUGUCCCCAGAACGCCACAUUGCGCCCAUCUACGAGGAUCGGACUUUUCAGGGCCCGUUGUACCGUAGCCCCAGCCACACCCAGCAGGGCACCCUCUACAGGAGCACAUCAGGGGUGGGGAGUCUCCAGCGGACGUCGAGCCAGCGCAGUGCCAUGACCUACCAAAGAAACAACUAUGCUCUUAACACAACGGCCACCUACUCUGAUCCGUAUCGCUCGGCUCAGUACCGGCCCUCCGAUCCAAACUACGCUCGCCAGGCUGUUGUUAUGGACGAUGGUGCCACUCGCUCACCCUCCAUAGACAGCAUCCAGAAGGACCCCAGGGAGUUUGCUUGGCGCGACCCAGAGCUGACGGAGGUGAUUCACAUGCUACAGCAUCACUUUGCCUCGGUGCAGGCCAACGCAGCCGCCUAUUUGCAGCACCUGUGCUUUGGUGAUAAUCGAAUCAAGAUUGAGGUAUGUCGGAUGGGAGGAAUCAAACACCUGGUGGACCUGCUAGACCACAAAGUCCUUGAGGUUCAGAAAAACUCGUGUGGAGCCCUGAGGAACCUCGUCUAUGGCAAAGCCAUGGACGACAAUAAGAUCGCUGUGAGGAACGCUGGAGGCGUCCCAGCUCUGCUCCGCCUGCUCAGAAAGACCGUAGAUGCAGAAGUGCGGGAGCUUGUCACAGGGGUUCUGUGGAACCUGUCGUCGUGUGACGAGGUGAAGAUGACAAUCAUCCGAGACGCCUUAACCACCCUGACCAACACUGUGAUCAUCCCUCACUCCGGGUGGAGCAGCUCCACCUUCGACGACGACCACAAGCUGAAAUUCCACUCCUCACUGGUGCUGAGGAACACCACAGGCUGUCUUAGGAACCUGAGUUCAGCCGGCGAGGAGGCCAGAAAACAGAUGCGCGUUUGCGAGGGCCUGGUGGACUCACUGCUCUACGUCAUCAAAGCCUGUGUAAACACCUCUGACUUCGACAGCAAGAUUGUGGAGAACUGUAUUUGCACUCUAAGGAACUUGUCGUAUCGUCUGGAGCUGGAGAUGCCGCCAUCCCGGCUGAUCGGGGGGGAAGAGCUGGAUGGCUUACUGGGCAACGAGUCGCCCUGUAAAGAGCUGGACUCCGGCUGCUGGGGCAGGAAGAAGAAGAAGAAAAAAAAGAGCUUGCAGGAAGACUCUUGGGACGGUGUGGGACCCAUCCCUGGCUUCUCCAAGUCUCCCAAGGGAGCAGAGAUGUUGUGGCACCCUGCGGUGGUUAAACCAUACUUAACACUAUUGGCUGAAAGCUCAAAUCCUGCCACUCUGGAGGGGGCUGCUGGGUCUCUUCAGAACUUGUCAGCCGGCAACUGGAAGUUUGCAGCAUACAUCCGUGCAGCGGUGCGUAAGGAGAAGGGUCUGCCCAUCCUAGUGGAACUGCUGCGAAUGGACAACGACAGGGUGGUGUGUUCGGUUGCCACCGCGCUGAGAAACAUGGCACUGGAUGUCAGGAACAAGGAACUCAUAGGGAAGUAUGCGAUGAGGGACCUGGUCAACCGUCUCCCCGGGGGAAACACCACCCUGCUGUCAGAUGAGACCGUGGCGGCCAUCUGUUGCACCCUGAACGAGGUGACCAGCAAAAACAUGGAGAACGCCAAGGCCCUGGCCGACACGGGCGGCAUCGAGAAGCUGGUCAACAUCACCAAGGGCAGAGGAGACAGGUACUCUAUGAAGGUGGUGAAGGCAGCUGCUCAGGUGCUGAACACACUCUGGCUGUACCGGGAUCUGCGUAUCAUCUAUAAAAAAGACGGAUGGAACCAAAACCAUUUCCUCACUCCUGUGUCAACACUUGAAAGGGACAGGUUCAAGUCCCAGCCCAGCCUCCCCACCAGUGGCGUUCAGAUGUCCCCAGUCAACCACCCUGCUGCCACUGCCACGUCGUCUCCUGCAGCGCUGGGAAUCAAAGAGCAUAGAGACACCAUCAAAGAUUACCAGAGAGCACAGUCAACUAUGCAAUUUUAUAAUUUCCAAGGGGACAACAGUAUUCAUAAAAAUCAGUAUACAGGGUCUGUAAAGCCUUCUUCAUAUUACUACCCAUCGCCCACGAGAGAGGAGCCCAGGAGAACACAGCCUGUGUAUUACACAGAGGAGCCGGGCAGGAGGAAUUACGACCCGUACAGAAUGUACCUGCAGCAUCAACACGGCUACGACGACCCGUACCUGGAGGAGGUCAUCACCUACCCCCCCGCGGUGGAGUACAGCACGCAGCCUCACGGACUGAAAUCCACCACCAACUACGUGGACUUUUACGCUAGCACGCGGAGGCCUUCGUACCGGGCGGAGCAGUACCCCGGCUCGCCCGACUCCUGGGUGUAGGCCCUGCGGACGCUCCUGUGGUUACGAUCCAGCACCUCGUCUAUGACUGAAGUUUUCGGGGGGGGGAGCAGGGGGGAGGAGGGGGCGUGUCUCCACCCUGCAGCAAAGGCAAAGAUCCAGUCGUGACACAAAAAAACAACCCGAUGAACUAUUUUUCAUGAACUUGGCUUUAUAAGUGUGUUUGUUUUCAAGUGGAUGUGCGUGUGUUGGAUGAGGGAGUUCAACCGAGCGAUGGCAGAUGAAAUGAUGGAAUGAUGGAACGUGUGCCAAAGAAGGAAAUCAAGGAAUGUUUUAGUUUUUUUUUUUAUUAUAUUUUUUUAUUUGGGAGAGGAAGAUGGAAUCAUGCUGGGGCUCUGUUGAGGGACGGGCCUGGACACUACCGUGACGAGUCGUGCGUCCUGCUCUGUCUAGAUGUUAGUUUUAUUUCCUUUAUGAAACUCUUAGCGAGUGAUAGCAUGGUGAAAGGUGUGAGUCGUGUGAGCAAGGGUCUGCGGAAAGGGUCAAGAGGGGGAACAUGUAUGUGCUGAAGCCAAAAUGGAUCAUGAACUCAUAUCUGUAAAAAAAACAAAACAAAAGAUGAACUUUAAGAAAACAUUGUAACCUAAUGAUGUUAGAUUGUACAGAGGGAUCAAGUUGUGUCUGUACCUAAUGUUGAAGUCGUGUAAUGCCAUGGAGUCUUGUACAUUUCUUUCAUUGUAUUGUAAAUACAGAAAAAAAAACACACACACACAAAACACAUCACCUGUUCUAAACCCAUCAGCACUGGCUAAAAAGGACAAAACUUGUGCCAUGUUAAAACUAUAGAGAAAUAAAUAUAUGAAGAAGUAUGUGGACAAAGAUGGCAUCAUAGCACAAACGUGUUAAAAAAUAAUAAAAGGUCAGUUUUGUUUUUUAA
This is a messenger RNA of Platichthys flesus (European flounder), 4693 nucleotides long. RefSeq names its product plakophilin 4 (gene pkp4). The transcript has 23 exons. The record is from RefSeq and is a predicted model, not a curated record. Lineage: Eukaryota; Metazoa; Chordata; Actinopteri; Pleuronectiformes; Pleuronectidae. The coding region runs from base 193 to 3798 and encodes 1201 amino acids. Gene Ontology annotation, biological process: cell-cell adhesion; cell-cell junction assembly. Gene Ontology annotation, cellular component: nucleus; plasma membrane; adherens junction. Gene Ontology annotation, molecular function: cadherin binding.